UCGAGCCCCGUAGAGAACUGCGCUCCUCUGACUGCGCUUCACCGGACUAGACAUAAACAAAUCAUUAAAAAGCUAAAGGUUUAGUUUCCCCCAGCUGUACGCGCGCUGUCAGGGCUCUCGUAUUUACUGUGGCUGACGGAGAGGAUAGAUCGCUCAUCUGGGAAGACGUCGAAAAGUAACUAAGGUUCACUCGGCCACAGGUAGCUCUUUCUGGGCUCUGAAUAUCAAAGUACAGGUCAUGCGGGUGUCUCCGGACGGCCAGAGAACUGUGAUCCAGUGCCGCUGUUACUGCUAGUCGCCCCGGAGGACGGAUCGCUUUUUGCCGCAACUAAAGCAGGACCGACGGAAUAAAAUAAAGCAUGUCCCGAAGAAAGCAGAGCAAACCCCGGCAGAUCAAACGCUCUAUUGGGGAUCUUAAUGGAGGUGAGGAUCCAUCUGAUGAUGUCAGCAUGUCCGGAGAAGAGGGCGGAGCUUCAGAUCAGGAAGACUCUGCUGAGUGUGACGGUUCAAGUCCGCAUUCGUUUACGCCACUUUAUAAUGAAGAGCCAAGAACGCACGAGUCUCUGGCAAUGGCGGACGAUGGCGAGGAAGAUGAGAAAGGCCUGAAGCACUGCACAGAAGAUGAAGAGGAGGAAGAGGCGGACGGGGAAGGGGAACCCCAGUGGAACGGCCCAGAUGAUCUUGUGCUAAGCAGUAGCGCUGAUGACUUCAAGGUCCUGGCCCUCAGGGACCUGUCAGGUGACACCAUGUGGGGUCCGUUUUCCGGCAGCAUCCAAUCAGGAGAGUCGACAGAUGGACCUGCUAGUGAGAGUCCUGCAAUGUCUCUGGUGUGUGAGGAGCCGGACUGCUGGCUCAGAAGAAUCCCUGUGACCUCAAACUCCACAAACUCAAACUGCACCAUCUACAGUCAGGGAGGAGUGUUGUUCUGUAAGCUGACACAGGAGCUGUCCGCUGGAGAUGCUCUUCUGGCUUCGCUGUCCAGCUCCAGCGGUGAUCAUUCGGCAGGGGCCCACGGCGUGCGGGUGAAGGAGGAGUCUGCGUACCCUGCCGCUCUACACUCGGAGAUCCAGCUCCUCCCGCAGCAGGCUGGCAUGGCUGCCAUCUUAGCCACUGCUGUCGUUAAUAAAGACAUCUUUCCUUGCAAAGACUGUGGGAUCUGGUACAGAAGUGAGAGAAAUCUCCAGGCUCAUCUCAUGUACUACUGCGCAAGCAGACAGAAGCAGCAGACCGCAGCUUCUCCUCCACAGGACAAGCCGAAAGAUUCAUACCCCAACGAGAGGCUAUGUCCCUUCCCACAGUGCAACAAAAGCUGUCCCAGUGCCAGCUCUCUGGAGAUCCACAUGAGAACACACAGCGGAGAGCGUCCGUUUGUGUGUUUGAUUUGCCUGUCAGCUUUCACCACUAAGGCAAAUUGUGAGCGGCACUUGAAGGUUCACACAGACUCGCUGAAUGGUGUGUGUCAUGGCUGUGGCUUUAUUUCCACAACACGAGACAUCCUGUACAGCCACCUAGUCACCAGUCACAUGGUUUGCCAGCCUGGCUCCAACAGUGAGGUUUACUCACCCAAACUGCCUGUGGCUGCAGGCUUGAGUCCAGGAGACUCUGGCAUUGUUCUGAAAUGUCAGGUGUGCGGCUACUCUGCUGACACCCCUGCAUUACUUCAGCAGCAUGUCCACACACACCUGGAAGUGAGGGUUCCAGCUGAGAGGAGCCCCACACCUCGCCAGAGCAGUCCUCCUUCCUCUGAGCUCCCUGAGCUGCAAGAUACAGAGCCUGCUGCCUGCGUACCACGACCCGACUCGUCCAGCCCUGGAGCCAAUGGCAGCUCAGCCUCUCAAGGCUGCAGUCCCUUCAGCCAACUCAACAUCAAAGAGGAGCCACGUUCAGACUAUGAAAAUGAUGCAAAGGAAGAAGAACAAGUGAACAGUCCUCAAGAAAAUGCUGCAGAGGCAAGCUCAUCUCAGCCUACUUCACCUAAGAGCCCCACUAUGGUUGCAGUAAAAGCAGAGCCGGCCAGUCCCACCCCAGGUUCUAGUCCUGCACAUUCUGGAACAGGGGGUUCAGUUCUCCCUGGAGGAGCAGUGUUCUUACCGCAGUACAUGUUUAAUUCUGAGGCAGCCAUAAUGCCCCAGGCAUCUGAGAUUCUGGCUAAGAUGUCUGAGAUGGUACACAGUAGACUUAAACAGGGACAAGGACCAGCAGCUGCACAGCAGAGCUUCUACCCACCAGGCUCUCCAGCCAGCGUUCACAAGGGAGCCACUUGCUUCGAAUGUGACAUUACCUUCAACAACAUCAACAACUUCUAUGUCCACAAGAGGCUCUACUGCUCCAGCAGGCAUCAGCAAGGAGAGACUGGAGGCCUUGUGAAGGAAGGGGCUGUUACUGCAGCUGCUCCUCCUGCUUCCCACGCUGCUUCACCCCAGGCCAGACCAGUCAGCCGUGCAGCUUCAGCCUCACCCAGCUGCCCUGACCCUGCACCAGGAGGAACAGCCUCGGAACCCAAGGUAGUGGAGGUGAAAAUUGAGGAUACAGGGCUGAAAGAUGCUACCUGCUCAUCAUCCUCAGAGGGAGAGGGACCUGGGGGCGGGCAAGCCAGUGAGGGUAGCCAAAGUCCUAGUGGAUCUGCUGAAGACCAAGAUGAUGACCCCACUCGCACAUUUUGCCAGGCAUGCAACAUUCGCUUCAGCCGUCAUGACAACUACAUUGUCCACAAGCGAUUCUACUGCGCCUCUAGACAUGAUCCCACCAACCAGCGCCCCCAUUCUGGCAAGGCUGCUUUCCUACCCCAACCUAUCCGCACACGCAAACGCAAGAAGAUGUAUGAGAUCCACAUGGCUCAAACUGAGGCUUUGGCUAAUGCCACUACUUUGCCAGCAGGAACUAGUUUGGGGGUUAACCAAGAGGGCCCUUCUGUUCCUCUAUUGUCCCAAGUGUCCACUCCUACACGCAGCUCAAGUCCUGAAGGAGAAGGACCUAUAGACUUGAGUAAAAAACCCAGACUAAGAGAGAGCCAGAGAAAGGACAGCAUUCCUGCAUUGCCCCUUUCUGAUUACCACAAGUGCACUGCGUGCAGCAUUAGCUUCAACAGCAUCGAGAACUACUUGGCCCACAAGACCUACUACUGCCCAGCCACUACCAUGCAACCGCAAACUAUGGAGCAACUAAACCGACUGAAGAGACCUGCCUCCACCUCACCGAAGAACAGAGCCGUGGACCAGCACUCUGAUUCCAAAGUCCUUCAGACAGGUAAAACCGCAGCUGUUGCACAUGCAUCUGCUGUACCUGGCUCAGAAUCUACCCCUCCACAUGUGCAGGGAGCAAAGACCCCCAGCACCUCUCCAGUAGUGUGUCCCUACUGCCCUCCCAACAAACUGCUAACCUGUGAUUUGAUGGAGCAUUUUAAAACGACUCAUGGUCUGGUGCUCACACUACAGCAACAUCUUGAGACACAGUCCACUGGAGUCAGUCCAAGUCCUAGCCUUAGCCCACGAGAAGGAGCUCCUCUCACCCCUCCUAAACCAAGCUCUCGCCCUCGUAAGGACAGCUUGAAUGGUCGAAGCAUCAAGCUGGAAGCAACCUCUCCUUCCUCCCCUGUGCUUAAUGGAAGUUCACUAGAAUCUCAAUCUGUGGGAUCUAGGUCUCCAAAAACUGCCCCCCCAGCUCUUUCUCCUAAAGGACUAACUGUGUCACCUGUGCCUGAAACUUUAAGAGAGACGGGGCAGCUCGGCCACAACACAUUGCCCACUGUCCUCCCUGAAAAGGCAGCCCUUGCUAUUAGCCACACCCACACAGUUCCACCGAAAACACCUCUCGCCUCUCCUUUGCAAAAUGGGAACACACGCUAUUGCCGGCUGUGCAACAUCAAAUUCAGCAGCCUCUCCACUUUCAUUGCACACAAAAAAUACUACUGUUCCUCUCACAGUGCCGAGCAUGUCAAGUGAACCCGCUGCCCUGUCAAUUCUGCCAUUCCUCUCAUGCAUAGAAGUGCCAAUCACGGCACUGCCCGACCUGAUCCGGACAGAGCAUGAUAGUGGGACUGUUACUAGCCAGAUACUGAGGUCUCCAUGCCUACCAUGUUAUCUGGUGUUGUUACGAUGGUAACUUAUUACACGUUAUGGGUCAAGUUUGUAUUACACUAAGAGAUGAGACUACCUGCACACAAAUUGUGCCCCACUGACCUAUUCCCACAGUUUAGAAUCUGCUGAUGGAAGGUAACAUCUUGCCCUUUAAUUAGCUGUUUUAAUCACUCCUGUGUUUCAUGUUCAUUUUAAUUAAUAAUGACAAUGUAUAUUGGUAAAAAUUGUUUGUCUGAGCCAUUUUUGGUUUCUUUUGUUUGAAUUCACUGGGGACAAUUCUGACCCCCUAGUGGAGGUCUCGCUAUCGAACAUGGUCUGCAGAUUUUUGUCAAUACACUGUUUAAAAAUAAGAAGAGUAAAUAAAAACCUGGUUAAAAUUAAUGUCACCAGGUUACCAGCUGAAUAUGAAAGGUUUUGAUUGAUACUAAAAUGUGAAGAAACUAUUUAUGUUUUCAGUCCUUAUCCAUUUCACGUUAGUUAAGUUCUACCUAGUUUUGUUUUCAUACUGUCAAAAGGAAUUUCAAUCUUCAGUGUGGUGUAUUUUCUUGGUUCUUUCAUGUGAAAAUGUGUCAUAUUUGACUUUGCUUUGUGUUGAUCAUUGGGACUUGAGAAGUAAUUCUGUAAGUGUUGGUCUAGUAAGGGGGAAGAUGGCACACAACUGUACUGUCUCAGUAUUUGCUCAUGGAUGGAUGUGCAUUGCGGAUCUAAGGACUGUGGCAGGCUUUAAGGGUUUGGAUUUCAGACAGUGUACAAAGUUAGUUGUGUCUCUAGUCACCAGCUCACCUUUGUCUCUGUCGCUACCACAAAACUCUGCACUGGUUCAAAUCCAAAACCCCUUUUAACCUGCAGAAGAAGUGCCAUCUCUACUCUAGACAAACUAUCAUGGACAUGCAGGGAACGGCAUGUUUGUUUGGUCUCUUUUUUCUUUUUAACCUCGAAAUGAAGUAUAGCAUAGAAAAGAUUCAUAUCAAUGUCUUGCACACUGUUGAAUAACGUUGAAGGCCACUGAAAGCAAGAGAAUUCGAAACUGACUCAUUACUCGUAUCGCGUAUUUCUUAAACUGCUAAGCCAGUGUCGCUUUUGUCCUACUCUCGUUUGCUCUGUCAAUUAUUUGCAUUCUUGAUGAUGACUCAGUGAUGGUUUGUGCUCCUCUACAUGUGCGUUGUAUGUUGAAAAGAACAGCGUCAUGCAAUCUAUCCUCCUUUGCAGGCUACCCUUUGCAAAGCCUUAACAAAGACUCUCGUCAAUAUGUCUGAAACAACGGGUCACUUACGUCCAAAAUUCUCAUCACUGUCCCCCCACUAAGUGGACUUUGUGUAUGUUACCAGUGGUGUUUCCCCAUUUCCUGUGUUACAAGAAAGCAACCUCAGUCGUCUCCGCGGUAAGAACAGGAACACGAAAACCGUGUGCAAAUGAGAACAGUUUAAAUUUCUCUCUGCUGUUGUGGGUUUGCAACGGUGCUGCACCAGCUCACACAGAGGCGUUUACAGUUCCAUUGUUUUAUCAUUUAGCGACUGUCGCAAGUCCAAAAGACCAGUGCUGAAAAUCUUUCCGAAUCCCUUUUCUAUUGCACUGUGUUGUACAAAAAUGCUGAAUGUUUUAGUUUUAGGAGCUUUUUUGUAUGUAUUUAUGUUUUUACAGCACUUUUCAUUGUCCAAACCUAUCCCCGAAGGACUUACUCGUGAAUUUAGAACAUUCUAACACAAGUGAAAGGUAAUUCAAAUACUUUGUGAAUAAUUAAAAAUGUUGAUGGAAAAAAGAAAUGAAUGUCAACCUUUUUCUUUGGGUUUGUUUUUUGGUUUUGUUUUUCAGCUACAAAAAGUUCCACUACACACUUGUCCAAACUAUGCAUGGGAAAUAAAGAGUCCAGAAGGACAUUCAAAGUGCAAGAGAACUUGUCGUACUUUUCUCUCUUUGAGCAGUGUGUAGACUCUGAUGCAACACAUAAUGCAU
This is a messenger RNA of Danio aesculapii, 6029 nucleotides long. RefSeq names its product zinc finger protein, FOG family member 1 (gene zfpm1). The coding region runs from base 360 to 3941 and encodes 1193 amino acids. The record is from RefSeq and is a predicted model, not a curated record. NCBI's taxonomy places the organism in Eukaryota, Metazoa, Chordata, Actinopteri, Cypriniformes, Danionidae. Gene Ontology annotation, cellular component: nucleus. Gene Ontology annotation, molecular function: RNA polymerase II-specific DNA-binding transcription factor binding. Gene Ontology annotation, biological process: positive regulation of transcription by RNA polymerase II; negative regulation of transcription by RNA polymerase II; erythrocyte differentiation. The transcript is spliced from 9 exons.